Messenger RNA from Spirodela intermedia, 4938 nucleotides. NCBI's taxonomy places the organism in Eukaryota, Viridiplantae, Streptophyta, Magnoliopsida, Alismatales, Araceae. The record is from the annotation of a GenBank genome assembly.
AUGCAAGGGCAAAGGAGCACUGUGGAAUCGCUUCCUGAGGCAUUUGAGUUUGAUCAUUCUCCUGGUUCUAGCACCUCUGCCAUUGAACAACAAAUUUACUGGACUAACGUACUCAAUCCUACUGAUGUCCAAACAUUGCCAGGUUACUUGAUAUCACCUAGUGAGGCAAACAUGCCAUAUGACAGUGAGGUUAACCAUGAAAUAGAGGGUUUGAAUGGCUGGAACUCGGGGGGAUCUAGCGCUAGUGACCAUAAUGCAACGAAUGAAAAUGGUCAUGAAGAAUCCAAAAUGGAAAGUGGAUGCAUGUUUUCAUCGGCAGCUGGUGCCAGAGGUGGUCUGAGGUUGGAGGAAAGGAGACUGGAUACUGCUCGUGUGCUCUCUCUGGAUGUUGGUAUCAACCUCAACAGGACUCACGUUGCAGAGGAUCAAGUAUUUCUGCAAAAUUCCAGUUCUGAUGCUGCUGCACUGAACAUUGGUUGCGAUGCAAGUUCAGCAGGUGGUGGUGGACUGGUUUCACAAACUGGCAUUUGUCCUCUUUACAAUCCCUAUAUACCACAAGCAGAGCAGGUUACUUCUACCAGUGGCUCUUCUAAUCCCUGUGGAACUUCUUGCAGAGUUGCUGGCAACUUGUGUGAGAGUUCUGGUGGUAGACUUGGAAGUUCCUUGGAGGGUCGGCGCUUAUCUGGCAAGAGAAAGAGUAUGGAGGGAGAUUCCGGUCAGUCAUCAGGUAGUGGAAGCCAUGUUUGCUUUCAGCAGACAGAGAAUGGCUUGUUGCACAAUGUUUCAGCAAGAAAUGUAUCUUCUAGCGGUUUAAAUGUAUCCACUACUCUAGAGAACCUUACCGGUGUCAAUGCGCAUGAAGAACAUUUGAGCUCAAGAUACAAUGCUGCUGGAACAAGAGGGGAACCAUCUGAAUGCCGUUCAUCUAUUAACGUAGAAGAGAAUGCCGAGAGUUCUCAUAGAAAUUUCCGAAUGAGUAUAAACCCUAGCCUUGCACACCAAGCUGAUGCAUCUGCCCCUGAUUGGCAGCCUUCGCUGAAUUCUAGUAGGCAACCCACCAUUUGGUCACCCCAUCAAUCAUCUUCACUCAUACCAGGUAAUCAAUCUCUGGAAGCCAGGUUAACAACGCCAAGUACAAAUUCCCAAGGUCAACCUCAACAACUAUCAGUUCAUGGUUUUCCGAGAUUAGUGCUUCCAUUAACAAGGAAUGGGAUACCUGGUUCAAGAAUCGGCAGCUCUUCGAAUUCCCUGCCAAUUUCAGCUGAGAGGCCAGCCAUUUCAAGAGAGGAAUCAAAUUCUCGGGGUACAAGGAGGAAUAAUACUUCUGAACACCCAAUGUUUGGCUCUACAACUGAGCCAAGAGUUGUUGCGCAACUCCCUGUUGAUUGGAGUCUGGCCAGUACCAACCUUAACAUCUCUGGAACUUUACCUUCUUCUUCACAUGUUGGCUCUAGCUCUGGAGCCCAUCCGUCAAUUACUCCAAGGGUACAUUAUCAAAAUCUACCUGCUCAGCACCCACGGUCUCUGUCAGAAUUUGUCCCUCGGGCCUUUCCUACUGCUGAAUCUGAUCCUGGUGUUCAGCUCAAUAAUAUGCUUCCGCAACGUUCGGUUCAUCCAAAUUCUCCUGAAAUCGCUCCACUACCUGGAGUUGGCCUUCGUUCUCAUCCACAUCCACUCCUGAGAUCGGCAUUUCUGAUGGACAGGCGAAGUGGUGUUAUGGGUGCUCCAUUAGCCUUGCGAACCUUAGCUGCUUCUCGAGAAGGAAGAAGCAGAAUGAUAUCCGAGGUUUGUUCAGUGAUUGGUCAUCCAAAAUUCACUUCAUCGUACUGUCAUUAUGGUUUAAAUAUCGGUAGAUUCAUGCAUUCAUGACUGGUGAGAUUUCUGUGAUUAUCAUCAUCCUUUUUUCAUUAUUGCUGAGGAACCGCAUCUCUGUAUUUAUUAAUAAAAGUGGUCUGCCAACUGAGCAUGCAUUUGGUUCAAGAGAGGGCAAUAUAUGGUAUGAGGAUGUGGAAUGAAGAUCUUAUUGACAAGAAAAUUAGCUUGUGCGAGAAAUAAGAAGGUUGGAGUGAAGAACUGAUUAAGUCUGUCAUAACUGCUGGAACUUUCAUGGGAAAGUUUCUUGGGGUGACUUGCUUCUGCUUAAUCUGAAAUUUCUAACUUCCUUUUUUCUUGGGGGGGGGGGAGGGGGAGGUGGUGAUUAUAAACCAUGCCAUUGCCCAUGAUUUCAAGAAGCUUUGGAUGGUUUCAUUGUCCUCUAAGAUAAUAGAUGAAAUGCUGAUGAGUGAAGCUGGGAUGCUAAGUUACCAUGCCAAGUUGCACAUUGAGAUGCUUGCCACGUCACUUUUGCAAACCUUGCCCUUGUUCCGUUCGCAGUUCAAUGAGCAGUGUUCUUGUUUUGAUGGUUCGCAUGCUACUGUUCCUAUGGGGGAUCCUUUAUUUUCCUUGUGCUGUGAAAAUAAUAUGCCCUUGACUUUAUUCAUAUCAUGGUGCUUUCUAUCUUAUUCUUAUCUUUAAAAAUCUUUGGGAAGAAAACUUAAAAAGUCAUUCAUCAUAGGUUUUACUAAAUCAAUCUAGGGUCUUCAUAGGAUGUAGAUAACUCUAGUAACAAGUUAUGAACUUUGUUCUGCAGCUAGCUGCUCUUGCUUCAAGCAACGUUUAUAAUUUAGUUGAAAACGUUUUGACUGUAGAAGUAAUUCUGGUUGGUUGUAUGAAACCCUGAAAGAGACAAGAAAUCAGGGCGUAUAGUUUGGGUCUUUCCCCAUGUUAGUUUCAAGUCACUACCACCAUUUUGGAAGGAGCUUUUUGCAGGAAACCGAGGUCCAAGACGUGGGCUACCUUUCUGAUUUUUGCCGAAUAUUUUCUCAAUAGAAGUUAGAGAAAUACAGUUAGUGAAAAAAAUGUAAUUCCCUUAUCAGUCUAGGGAUGUCCAAAAUAAUAUAAUAUAUAUUAUAACAGUAAUGAUACAAUUUUUUGAGGUGGGAUUUUUGCAUACAUUUUAAAGCUACGAAGUUCUAAGUACAGCAAUUGAUUGUUGUCGAUCAAUGGCUUGAUCUUAAGGUGGGAUGAUCAAUGGAUUGUUCCAUAUUUUGGCUUCGUGAUCCUUGGCACUUUCCAGUAUCUAUUAAUUAUCUUUUACAGGCCUAAUUUAAAUGAGACAUGGUGAUGGAGGGAUAUUUAUUUUUGCAGUACGAGCUCAGAAAAUUUCUGACUGAAAGGAGACAAUGAAGCUCUAUAGCUUGAAGGCUCAGAUCUGCCUAUCUUAGACAGCUAGCUCGGAUAUGCUUUUUGUAGCAGUGUUAGUUCUUGAUAUGGGCAAGAUGCUUACAUGGAUGUCUCGGUUGCACCUCAAACAUUACUCUUACUUUAUAUGAUCGCCAGAUAAUCAUGUCUACGAUGUCUAUGAAAAUAUAUUUGAAUGAUUCAUACUUUCCAUAUGCUUAGUUCAAGAAGAUCCUACAGGGAAUAUACGCAUAAAAUGUUGAGCAGUCGUCAAUAUUUCCAUGUUUCUCUUUGGGAUAUGCCCUUCUCUUUGGCCAUCUAUUUUCUCCGUAUCUGUGCUAAAAAUGACGUAACCGGGAAUGGGGAAGAAAUCUAAUAAAAGUUUGGAGGAGGAAUAGGACUAAAGCUUCAUAUAACAACGUUGAAUGAACUGAUAUAAUUAAUUUCUUGAUAUCGUUGUCAGUUAUGGUUUGCCAUCUGUUUACUUUCUCAUAGAAGUCAAACCCACAAUACCUUACCUGCUUUUUCUCUGUGCAGCACAUUCGCAAUGCCCUUGAUCUGAUGCGUCGUGGCGAGAACAUAAGAUUCGAGGUGUGUUCUGAAGCAGAUGAUUUUGAUCCCGAUUUUGGUUCGACUGCUUCGAAUCUCUCGUGUAGGACUGAAACCAAGAUUUGGGUUGACUUUCCCUGAUUUUGAUUCCUAGAUCUGCUUGUUUUGUUACUUUUUGAGCCACAAAUUAAUUGUCCUUGUUUCAAUCGCCCCGGGCGUCCUAGAGUUGAUCGGCUUUAACGAGUUGACUUUUGCUCAUGCUAACUGGGCAGGAUGUUUUGAUUCUUGACCAGUCUGCAUUCUACGGGCUCGCUGAUCUGCACGACAGGCACAGAGACAUGCGGCUUGACGUGGACAACAUGUCCUAUGAGGUAAACACUGGCGGCACGGCCCAGCCAUCUGGUUUCCUCUUACUGGGCACUGACGAGGGUAGCUGUUGUCUUGUGUCAGGAGCUGCUUGCAUUAGAGGAGCGCAUUGGGAACGUGAACACUGGGCUGAGUGAGGAGACGAUUCUGAAGCACUUGAAGCAUAGGAGGCACCUUCCUCUUAUGGUUAAAUCCCCUGAUGAUGCCACCCUCGAACCCUGCUGCAUAUGCCAGGUAAAAAAAUAGAAAAGAAAAGAAAAAAAAAAGGAGAAAUCUUUUUUCUGGGGAGAUCAUUGUUCUGGGGUUGGUAUCCUGAAAAUCCAAGAAUAUAUAUAAUUGAUAAUGCACCCAAAGUCCCCUCGAGCUGGUCGAUUUUGGGAUGCAUUGGGUGAGUUGCCCCUGAUCGAGGUCGAAUCAUCCAGUUCUAGACUGAAUCCGCUCCCCCAUUCACUGACGGCAGAUUAAUUCUCUGGGUCUUUUAUGCUUAUUGGGUUGACUUCUUGCUUUCUGAGAAUAUAAAUACUUUUUAUCACACACAAAAUCCACCUGGGCUGGUCUAUUUUGGGUUUGAAUGGAUUGGGGGGAUCUGAUUUGGGUCAUCCAGUUCUAGGCCGAGCCAUUCCCCAAUUGGUUCUUUCUUCACUGAACGUGCACUCUUUCAACUUUCUGCAGGAGAAUUACGUGGAUGAUGAGGAGAUCGGGACGCUGGACUGUGGGCAUGACUUCCAUGCAGCCUGCAUCAAGCAGUGGCUGAGCCACAAGAACCUCUGCCCAAUUUGUAAGAUGACCGCAUUGGUUACAUAA